Messenger RNA from Sycon ciliatum, 2245 nucleotides. RefSeq names its product beta-1,3-galactosyltransferase 5-like. The transcript has a single exon. Gene Ontology annotation, cellular component: Golgi membrane. Gene Ontology annotation, molecular function: hexosyltransferase activity. Bases 181 to 1449 code for a protein of 422 amino acids. The record is from RefSeq and is a predicted model, not a curated record. Lineage: Eukaryota; Metazoa; Porifera; Calcarea; Leucosolenida; Sycettidae.
GCAUUCUCUUUGUACAUGACUGUAAAGAAAAAAUAACGACGUGCGAACCAAACAGUUCUUGUUUGGGCGGCUCAUCCUGGCCUGCCGGAGGCAUUCUGUUGCUGGAUUUUGUUUGUGCAGUGAAGCAAUUGGUUCUUCAGGUGAGCCAGCGCUGCUGCAAUAGUGGCGUUGGUAGCUUCGAUGGACGGCCGUGGCUUCGUUGUCAGUAUCUGCUUCAACGUUGUUGGAUUCGUCCUACUUUUGUGCGCCAACUAUGGCUGGUCAGAGCACGGGUACAAUGGAGGAGGUCAGAGAGGUAUGUCAGGCCUCACACCGAGCCAACAGCUCUCCAUGUCAUCGGAGACCGGGUUUGAGCAGCAAGACAGGCUGCUGCCAGGAACCAAUUCUAGAGAGCAGGGCAAGAUAGCAAUGGAGACGGGUGCCGCAGCGCACAUGCUAACCGAGCGGAGGCCAACAAGGAUCGGAGGUGCUGGCGCUGACGGCGGUCAGCCCAACACUGGACAGCACGUCUUUGAGAAAGAGCCAGUGACCUCGUUGCCCGCGUCUACUCAGUCUACUGGAGUCGAGCAGCAGCAACAAAACUGCCAAUGCAGUGCCUGUGCUGACAUGGACCCAUGUUGCAGGGCCACCGAUCCCAGAAAAGUCGUGUAUCUUGCCAUUAUGUGCAAAUCCGCACCAGGAAAUUUCGAACGGCGACAAAAGAUGCGCGCAGCAUGGGCUAAGGCGAUGAGAGUCGACUCGUUCUACAACGCCAAUGUCAUGGACAAGAUGGUCCAUUUCUCGUUUGUGAUAGGCAAGUCUGGCAAGAGAGAAACGGAUGAUGCUGUCGAUGGUGAAAGUCGACUUUACAAUGACACUGCUGUUGGGAACUUCAAAGACACGUACCAGAACCUGACAUCGAAGCUGCUGUGGACGCUGACACACGUGCAGCAGACUAUGAGAUUUCGCUACCUACUGAUGGCUGAUGACGAUGCUUUCAUCAAUUUGAACGCCUUGAUUCAGUGGCUGGUGGUAAGUCCCAAUGAGCGGUUCUACUCGGGAAUGAUGGAAAAAGAUGUGCUGGUGGUGAGGGAUCCCGAGUCAAAGUGGUAUGUCAGAAGAAGUUUCUACGGUCCUGAGACCUACCCACCGUAUCACCAGGGCUUUGGCUAUGUGACGUCGUGUGAUAGUGUGGAAGACGGUAUGAAGUACGUGUCCGGGAUACCGUUGUUUGGAAUUGACGACACCGUGAUGGGGAUGUUGAUGUUUGUUGGGGGUGUGAAGGCCUCUCACAUGCCUCGCUUCCACUCGGCACCCUAUUACUGCCAGAAGUUCAUGGAUCGACAUCCAUUGGUCAUUGGCGAUAUAGAGGCAGCGGACUAUGACAAAUACACCAUUGACUUGCUGGACCAUGGAUGCGGUGUAUGUGCCGGCAAGAAUAGUAAACCGCCAAAGUCCUCUGCCGGAUAGUGCCAGGGGAACGCUUGUCACCGUGCAUGAGUUGCCUCAUUGCCGCUGGCAUGCUGCAAAGAAGCAGCAAGUAUCAACGAGCCAGCUCUCUCCCGAUCGCUCCUUUAGCACCAUACGUUUGUGUGGUGCGUGGAAGAGAACGUUGCAUUGAUAAGUGGAACCACAGCUUCCAGUAUCUGUCAGUAGGUCCUCUGGCAUGCAGAACGCGGCUACGCAGACUGUGCUCUGAUAUGCCUAACUCCAACACGCAAAUGCCACGUGGGCUGUGCUGUCUGGCGCCAAUUUGAGAAGUGUGCUGCACGACAAUCAGUACGCUCUUGGCCUUUCUGAUCUGUUUUGUUUUUAUACCAGCACUGCAGAACUGCUCGGUUAGCAGGGAGCGGCAAGGCAUAUUUGAACUUGAUAAUAUUUAUUCUUGACCACAUAGGUAUACAUCGCUCCUACCGUUAUCCAAACAUUCCAAACGACUAGACAUUGUUAUUCCAGAUACGGUGCUAUGGUUUGCCGCAUCACUUACUACUCCAGCGCAUCUAUAACCUCCCCAAUUCCAGCGUAAUUUACCAUUGAAUAUUUUGGGCCAUUCAUUCCAGGCUACCGUUUGACUGUUUCUUUAUGUUUGACUUUCCUUUUAAAGAGUCGUUUUCUGCUACAUGUAUAUGUACAUGUAGUACGCUUGGCUAUUUCUGAAAAAUCCUAUUGAUGCAGCGAAAAGACUAGUUAUUAUUAUUGAUAUUUUUUCCAGUCGUGGUGCAGAGUUUUGUACGGUUGUCUACCUACAUGUACAUGUAGGCCAGUU